This is a messenger RNA of Cryptococcus wingfieldii CBS 7118, 384 nucleotides long. RefSeq names its product U6 snRNA-associated Sm-like protein LSm1. Lineage: Eukaryota; Fungi; Basidiomycota; Tremellomycetes; Tremellales; Cryptococcaceae. Gene Ontology annotation, biological process: deadenylation-dependent decapping of nuclear-transcribed mRNA. The record is from RefSeq and is a predicted model, not a curated record. The transcript has 4 exons. Gene Ontology annotation, molecular function: RNA cap binding. Gene Ontology annotation, cellular component: Lsm1-7-Pat1 complex; P-body. The coding region runs from base 1 to 384 and encodes 127 amino acids.
AUGCUUCAUUUGCUGACACUUGGCUCCUCAGAGAAGGUCCUGGUCAUUCUGAGAGAUGGAAGAAAGUUGACUGGUGUUUUCCGAAGUUAUGAUCAGUUCGCCAACUUCCUCCUUGAAUCAUGCGUGGAAAGGUUACACUAUAAAUUGGAAUACGCCGACAGAGACAUUGGUAUACUGUUGAUUAGAGGAGAGAACGUGGUAGCGUUGGGAGAGAUCGACCUGAUACAAGAAGACUUGGUACCGUUACGGGAGGUCCCACUCGAGGAGAUCGAGCAGAAGAUCUCUGCCGAGUCUAAACGACGAGAGCGAGACCAACUUGUAAAGGACAAGGUAUUGUCCAAGAUGGGCUUCGUGUCGGAAGGCAAGGAGGGCGAUGCGUACUGA